AUGGCUGCAGAUUUCUCUGCCACCAAACUCAACGCAGACAGCCAUGUCCUGCUCGACCAGCCUCUUCUUCGCCUCCCGCAUGAACUCGUCAAACGCAAUUUCAGGAAUACACAACGCUAUGUGGAGCGAGAGAGAGACUACAUCCUCCCCGCCCUCAAGGAUGCCGCAAAUGCUGCGCUCAGCUCAUCCCAAACCACGGAGCAGACGCUCGCCUCGCUUGACGCCAUGAUCCAAAGAAUGCAGAACUUCAAACGCAAGUUGGAAAAGCUACACAUCGAGGAAGAAGCCCUCCAUGACCAUUCGGCCAAGCGAAUCAAGCAUUUACAAGACCUCUAUGACAUCCCCUCUCUCGUGGACGUGAAGUACGACCAGUGGUCUCGAACUCGUCUGGACCGCCUAAUUGUCGACUACCUUCUCCGCUCGGGCUACUCAAAGACAGCCGUCUCGCUCGCCGAAUCCAAACAGAUCUCUCAUCUGAUUGACCUCGAUACAUUUGUUACUUGCCAGAAAAUUGCCUCUUCACUCACCCGGGGCGAAACCAAGGAGGCCCUUGCCUGGAUCAACGAGAACAAAAACUCCCUCAAGAAACUCGUUACAGCGCCUCACAAAACCACCGAUCUCGAAUUUGAACUCCGUUUUCAGCAAUUCAUUGAACUCGUCCGCGCAGGGACGACCGCCAAGAAACUCGAAGCGAGAGUUCAUGCCCAACAACAUCUGACGCCGCACACUGCGUCCCGAGCAGAGUCCAUCAUGCAGGCAGCUGGCUUAUUAGUCCAAUCGCCCGACACUGAAGCCGAACCAUAUCGAACACUGUUUGCUCCGUCGCGGUGGCACCAUUUAUCUAACUUAUUCGUCGAAACCCAUCAUACUUUACUCUCUCUGCCAGUUCAGCCCCUCCUCCACGUCGCUCUGUCCGCGGGCCUUUCAGCAUUGAAAACGCCCGCGUGCCACAGCGCCUAUAACCCUGCCAGUUCUUCGACACCGGGCCACGCCCGGAUCGCCACGAAUUCCUCUCUGUGUCCUAUCUGCAGCAUGGAGCUAAACGAUCUGGCACGCAAUGUCCCCUACGCACAUCACACCGUUAGUUCCGUAGAACCGGAUCCUGUCGUCUUACCGAAUGGACGUAUCUACGGCCGCGAACGGCUGGAAGAGUUACAGCGGAAACUUAUCGGCAAGGAAGGAGAAGUGAGAGAUCCCACGACUGGGCAAAGUUUCACCUGGGAUCAGGUUAAGAAGGUUUAUAUCAUGUGA
Messenger RNA from Cladophialophora psammophila CBS 110553, 1251 nucleotides. RefSeq lists its product as uncharacterized. NCBI's taxonomy places the organism in Eukaryota, Fungi, Ascomycota, Eurotiomycetes, Chaetothyriales, Herpotrichiellaceae. Gene Ontology annotation, molecular function: protein binding; ubiquitin protein ligase activity. The record is from RefSeq and is a predicted model, not a curated record. Gene Ontology annotation, cellular component: nucleus; GID complex; cytoplasm. The transcript is spliced from 3 exons. Gene Ontology annotation, biological process: proteasome-mediated ubiquitin-dependent protein catabolic process. The coding region runs from base 1 to 1251 and encodes 416 amino acids.